AUGCUGCCUGAGGGAAUCUUCGGGGGUCUUACGGCCUUGGAAGAGCUGUACCUGUACUCCAACGAGCUCACCAUGCUGCCUGAGGGAAUCUUCGGGGGUCUUACGGCCUUGGAAGAGCUGUAAGUAGCUGUUGGACAAGGUUGUCGGUAGAAUGUUUUUCCGCAUGGGGCUAGCUUGCGAUGGAAAGCUACUAGAUCGCAGACAAAUCGUCCCCAUGACCCAUUCAACCCCGACUAGCGCGGCGGCAAGCAGUUGGUAGGAAGUUCGGUGUAGAACAGGUCGGGGGUGUCUGAAUUCACCUCCAGCCCGUUGCUGGAAACGUGAGCACCAAGGAUCGUGCUACGUAUCGGGAUCAGUUGUCGCUUCCUGGCAUUCGCCGUAGAGCCUCUACGUGAUGGUGCUCUGUUGGCCUCAUAUCCUAGCCUCUUGUCCGGCUCGCGGUGUACUCAAUCUAACCCUGGAACGGGUUCCCGCUGCCAACUCGUCGCCUUCGUUGUAGCCGGAAGUAGGCAUGAUUGUUGUGAUUGUACCCAGGCCAUCGCGAUCAGCAUGUGCGGCAGCAAGCUCUGAUUCCUAGCUCAUGUGUGUUAUCUGCUCCGCUCGUGGCCUUCCCUCGACACCCGAAGGUACCUGUCCGACAACGAGCUCACCACGCUGCCUGAGGGAAUCUUCGGGGGUCUCACGGCCUUGGAAACACUGUUUUGAGGUGAUAAAGAGAGAAAGAGGCGAUCUUGGCGUUGCUGGAAACGUGAGCACCCAAGGAUCGUACUACGUACCGGGAUCAGUUGUCGCUUCCUGGCGUUCGCCUUAGACCCUUUACAUGGUGGUGCCCUCUUGGCCUCAUAUCCUAGCCUCUUAUCCGAUUGGCGGUGUUCUCAAUGCAUUCCUGGAACGGGUUCCUACUGCAAACUCGUCGCCUUCGCUUUAGCGGGAAGAAGGCAUGAUUGUUGUGAUUGUAACCAGCCCAUCGCGGCGGCUGCGGCGUUGCUAGCGCCGCUGUACUGAAGGACGUGCGUACAUGCUGGUGGGCUGGCCGCGCUUCGUAGAUCAGCAUGUGCGGCAGCAAGCACUGAUUCCUGGCUCAUGUGUGUUAUUUGCUCCGCUCGUGGCGUUCCCUCGACACCCGAAGGUACCUGUACCAAAACGAGCUCACCACGCUGCCUGAGGGAAUCUUCGGGGGUCUUACGGCCUUGGAAACACUGUAAGUAGCUAUUGGACAAGGUUGUCGGUAGAAUGUUUUUCCGCAUGGGGCUAGCUUGCGAUGGAGAGCUACGAUAUCGCAGACAAAUGGUCCCCAUGACCCAUUCAACCCCGACUAGCGCGGCGGCAAGCAGUUGGUAGGAAGUUCGGUGUAGAACAGGUCGGGGGUGUCUGAAUCCACCUCCAGCCCGUUGCUGGAAACGUGAGCACCAAGGAUCGUGCUACGUAUCGGGAUCAGUUGUCGCUUCCUGGCAUUCGCCGUAGAGCCUGUACGUGAUGGUGCUCUGUU
Molecule: messenger RNA, 1489 nt
Organism: Ectocarpus sp. CCAP 1310/34
Lineage: Eukaryota; Phaeophyceae; Ectocarpales; Ectocarpaceae
Source: the annotation of a GenBank genome assembly